Messenger RNA from Portunus trituberculatus (swimming crab), 3763 nucleotides. Its product is annotated as acylamino-acid-releasing enzyme-like. Lineage: Eukaryota; Metazoa; Arthropoda; Malacostraca; Decapoda; Portunidae. The record is from RefSeq and is a predicted model, not a curated record. Gene Ontology annotation, molecular function: serine-type peptidase activity. Gene Ontology annotation, biological process: proteolysis. Bases 1261 to 3483 code for a protein of 740 amino acids. The transcript is spliced from 17 exons.
UGGAAAGGAUUAAGUGAAGGCACUGCAAGGGACUACUCUGGAUUUUUAUUCCAUAAACAAGGCGACACAUUACAUAAAGUCAUGGAUGUUCCUAUAAGAGUAAUGACUAUGAAAGUCAUUCAGAUAAAUUACCCUUAUGUCAAUGUGUUUCAGUUACUCUAAUCAUCUAAUGUAACAGGGAGGAUUCUUUCUUUUACUCUCAAUGAUAAGUCAGUUUAGUUGCUCAUAACAGUAGAUUUGUUGACGAAUCUAUAUGAUUGAGAUAAAAAAAAAAAUAAAAUGAAAGUGGUAGUGGAAAACGGGUGAUUGAGCAGAGCAGGGAGUCAUGAUGACGUGGGUAUGAACACAGGUUGAAAAAACAUUGAUAAAAAAAUAUAGAGCUACAUUGUUCCAAGAUGUAUGGAGAAUGUUAAAGUUUCAUAAGAUGAAAUAACUUCUGAACAUAUGGUUUGAUGUGUCGAAAGUGCAAUAUGCUGUGUGUGUGUGUGUGUGUGCAACGCACGUCAUUCUGUGUUCGCCUGACUCGCCUCUCGGCACAGUGGCAGUGGUUGCGUGUCCACCGUGACGAGCCAAGGCCACGUAACUGAGUAGCGGGAUUGUGACCUGCGGGGCACGCUGGUUAUUGCUCCCUGCCCUCCUCCACCGCAGUCACCGUCCCUGUCCUGCUUCCUCGCACCACUCCACGCCCUUCCAUCAUCUGAGCCUCUAUUUAGAUACGAGGAGAAUCAAAUCAGUAACACGAAACUUUAUUGUCAUUAUAAACAUCAUAAUCUCUUCUGUUAUCUUCACUAUAAUGAAGUUAAGUUUGACAUCAUGAAUCACCACCACCAUCGCCAAUAGCGGCCCAGAGGGACCAGCCGGCCGACUAGCAGGCUGAGUCAAGGACUAAUUACUAUGAGCGUCUACAAUCUAGUAAUGUGUGUAAUUUACUAAAAUAUGGAGCUCCUGUCAUUAUAUAUACAUUUUACUAAGAUUUCCUGUCGGAAGGUUACGAAAUUUCCUUGGUGGUGUCUGGCAUCACUUCGGACCAGGAACCGGUCAGAGGUUAGUCGUGGUGACGCUGUGGUGUGUUGUGUUUCUAGCGUGCAUUGUUCUGUGGUUGUGGUGAAUGUCACCAGUGAACCAACGCAUACUUGUUUAUCUGAAAGUCGUGAAAACCUUAAGAAGACGUUGGAACUGAAUCGAUUGCAGUUCCAAUAGAAAAAAUAGGUAUGCGAAGCAACGACUUUCCGAUGACUCCCGAGUAGCGAGGCUGGAAACAUGCCGUGCUGGGAACCAUUCAUCUCCCGUCCCUUCUUGUUAGCGCUCCUUUCUAUUCAUGGUGUUGCAUCUGUGUUCAUUCCCACAUUACCGCCGCUGGAAGACGACUCUAAGGGAGACCCAGGGUUGGGACGCCUCGACCUGACCAUCUCCAACACCACGGAACACUCGCCGGGGAUCCUCAUCGGCGGGAACACGGUGAGGAUAUCACAGGUGUCGCCGAGCAGGACGUCCACGGAGGCGCCGUACGGGUCGUGGCCUUCCCCCGUCACCAGCAACCUUGUGACGGAGCCUAUUAGUGCUGUGGUGGAGCCUCCCAGAAUUGACCCCAUCACAGGUUUGGUGUUUUGGAGCGAGGAGCUGAAUGGACGCCGCGCUGUGUACCACUUUGAUCCAGACAUACGAAAGGUGGUGCGCUGGACGGCCCCAGACUAUGAUGUAGUGAGCCGCGUGCACGAGUACGGUGGCGGUUCAUUUACUGUCUACAAUAACACUCUCUUCUUCUCCCGCGGUGAGGAUGACGCGAUGUACCGUCAGGAGGGCCCCGCGUCUCAGCCCUCGCGCCUCACACAGGGCCAGAAGAAGAGAUAUGCUGAUGGUGUCUACAGUCCCGAGUGGAACGCGCUCUUUCUGGUGAUGGAGGACCACUCCCAGGUGGAGGAGGGAGGUCUGCAGGAGCCUCGAAACAGUAUCGUGAUGGUGGACGCCUCAAGCGGGAAGGAGAAAAUCAUCGUUGAACACGCGGACUUCUUUGCGUCUCCGAGGAUCACCCAAGAUGGCCUGCACCUUGUGUGGAUACAGUGGAACCAUCCCAGAAUGCCGUGGGACGAGAAUCAGAUGUUCGUAGCGGGGCUGAAGGAACACGAGACAGACAUCACCAUCAGCAGGUUCUUCCAACACGGCAGCAUGAUGACGCCUUUCUUCGACCAAAAUAAUGAGUUGUUCUAUGUUCACGACUCGACCGGCUGGUGGAAUCUGUACUGGGUCAACCGUCGCGGCUUCGAGAUCAACCUGACGCCUCAGUCCCUGGAGGUGGGCUGGCCUACAUGGAGGUUGGGCCGCCAAGCCUACGACAUCAAUCCUCGGCUGGGCGCCAGGGAGGCUGUUGUCAUCUGCGGCCACGACCUGACCGUGGUGGACCUGCGCAAGCAAAAGCGUCGCGUCAUCAAGACUGGCUAUACCACGUACAGCCUUGGCGUGGCCUACUCCAAGGCAGGGGACAAGGUGUACACCGUGGCCAGUGAUGGGUCGCGCCAUGCCCGCCUGGUAGAAGUGGAGGUAAGGACAGGCCGCACCCGUGACGUGAGCCAGGCGUCCGAUGCUGAGGUGGAGAAAGGAUACAUCAGCACCGCCCGCCUCAUGCAGUUCCCCACCACGCAGGGAGACUUUGCUUACGGAUACCUCUAUUCUCCCAAGAACAAGGACUACCACGCACCGGCAGGAACACUCCCGCCGCUGCUAGUGAAGGUGCACGAGGGGCCUACUGACGCAGCCUCCACCGCCCUCAACCUUUAUUACCAGUUCUUCACCUCACGGGGCUUCGCUAUUCUGGACGUGGACUACCGAGGCAGCACAGGUUACGGCAAGUUGUACCGCAAUAAGCUGAACGAAAUGUGGGGCGUGUACGAUGUGGAGGACGUGCUGGCAGGGGCGAAGCACGUGGUGAAGGAGGGGCUGGUGGAUGAGGCACGGGUGUGCAUCGACAGCAGCUCCAUGGCGGCCUACACAAUGUUGUCAGCCCUCACCAUACCGGGGUCUGUCUUCAAAGCAGGUGCGAGCUACUACGGCGUGUCAGAUCCUGAAACGAUGGCUACCAACACUCACAAGUUUAAGAAAAACUACAUGGAGGCGCUGAUCGGGAACCUGGACCGUCACAAGGACCGCUACGUCACCAGGUCGCCGCUCAGGAACUACGAGAGGCUAGAGGUGCCCAUGAUUUUCUUCCACGGAGCGAAUGACAAGGUAGUUCCCCCUGACCAGGUCCGCGGGAUGUACAACCUGGUGAAGACCAAACAACUCCCCGCUGCCUUCAUUGUUUUUGAUGAUGAAGGGCACGUCUUCACUCACCGGGAGUCGCUCAGCAGAGCACUGGAAGCAGAGUUCUACUUCUUCGCCAUGGUGUUCAACUUUACUCCGGCUGAUAUUGUUUCUGAUAUAACAAUAGAUAAUAUGGAUGGUGAGCAAACGGGAAAAGAGGAAAGACAGUUUCCCUCCCGGCGAUGACCAAGUAGUUUCCAUCAAGAUCACGGACCCAAAGGCCCUGUAAACCACACCACUGAAACCGGGCCAACGUAAGCACCUCAAUGAACCCACUGUAGGAUAAAGGUCUCCCAUGGUGGCUGAACUGGUUUUAUCUACUUGUAAACAGGAGACACGGAUAUUAUCUGAAGUCUUUAACGCGGAUCUGCGCGUUAUGGUUAUUUUAUUUAUUUAUUUUUUAUUCAUUUUUUGUAAUGCUGAAUAAAAAGAAAAAAAAAUCGAGAUAAAAAGUUAAGAAUUCUUC